GAUAGAGGAAAUAGAAGCUGAAGACAACAGCCACCGAAUCGAGAGACAAAACACUAUAUUUGAAAGAUUGUUAAACGUUCGAAAUGGGUUUAAUCGACAGGAGAAGGGACGUGUUUAUGUUCGGAUCGUGUCUGGUUCCAGUUCUGGUUCUGUUGGCCGCAGCUGUGACCGUGAACUGCGAAACUCACUCUCUGACCUACAUCUACACGGCCUACUCCAAAGAGCCGUCCACUCCUGGUCUUCACAAGUUCACAGCCAUGGGUCUGCUGGACGGCAGGAUAAUCGACUACUUUGACAACGACCAUCCACUCAAAGUUCCCAAACAGAAAUGGAUGGAGGAGCAGGAGGAUAAGGACUACUGGAAGAAGGGGUCUGAUACCCGCAAGAGCAAGAUGGACUGGUUCAACAUCAACAUCGGAAUCUUGAUGGAUCGGAUGAGACAAAACCAGUCUGGUCCGUCACAAGUUCUUUUGGAAGUUUUUAGAUCAAUUACUCUGCCGCACCAAAGUCCAUGGAGAAAAUCAGAGAUUUUAGUUCAGACCAAAGUCCAUGGAGAAAAUCAGAGAUUUUAGUUCAGACCAAAGUCC
Molecule: messenger RNA, 587 nt
Organism: Cynoglossus semilaevis (tongue sole)
Lineage: Eukaryota; Metazoa; Chordata; Actinopteri; Pleuronectiformes; Cynoglossidae
Product: H-2 class I histocompatibility antigen, L-D alpha chain-like
Exons: 2
Coding region: 84-572 (162 amino acids)
Biological process (GO): immune response
Cellular component (GO): external side of plasma membrane
Source: RefSeq, a predicted model, not a curated record